AUGGGAGACCACUUCGAUGAGCUCCGAAACCGGCUCGCUCCAUUGGAUUACCUCGAAAUAGAGUUCGAAGACUCGGAAGAACUGGAAGAUGACUGCUCCGUUCCACUGAAGAAAGAAAUCCGAGAUGCAAUAUGUCUGUGUCAAAGUUCGAUAUCUUGCGGGCUUGAUAGGAUUAGCGCAGAAAUUUUGAAACUCAACCAGGCGAAACCCCACUGA
This is a messenger RNA of Soboliphyme baturini, 216 nucleotides long. Lineage: Eukaryota; Metazoa; Nematoda; Enoplea; Dioctophymatida; Soboliphymatidae. The record is from the annotation of a GenBank genome assembly.